Penicillium maclennaniae is the source of this 639-nucleotide messenger RNA. RefSeq lists its product as uncharacterized. The coding region runs from base 1 to 639 and encodes 212 amino acids. NCBI's taxonomy places the organism in Eukaryota, Fungi, Ascomycota, Eurotiomycetes, Eurotiales, Aspergillaceae. The transcript is spliced from 2 exons. The record is from RefSeq and is a predicted model, not a curated record.
AUGGUCUUGGACCGCUACCCUACCAACCAGCCCGAGGAAGGCACAUACGCCUCCCAUGCCCUCCGUAAUAACUCUAAGGGCACCGAUCUCGACAAAGAAGCUCUCGAACGUUUCAAGAUUCGUGAAAUUUGUGAAGGAUGGUUAGCUAUCGUGACGCGGCUGAUUGAAUUAUUUUUGAUUAGAUGGCAAAACUACCAAUCCAUGUUCUUCGACGACGCCUACAUCGCCACCUCAUGGAAGCAAGGCAACAUCGACGAAUUCGUUCAAGCAUCCAAGGAUGGAUUCGCCAAGGGGUCUAGCUUCAUGUAUAUUCUGCAUCGCAUUAUCGGCUCAUCGGUUGAGACGAACCCAGAAUUGACUCUCGCGGUGUGUAAAAUGAAGAUCACCAUCACUUGCCGCUUCACUUUUGACGGAGUGGAAAUGGAUAAUGAAGCCGAUUGCCGCUUCUUUUUCAUGCUAGAGAAACGCCAGGACCGCUGGGGUGUUUGUUUCUACACUCUUCUCUUCGACAAGGAUAAGUUCAUCCCGGUCAACCCGGCGAAGACCUUCCACAUCCCUGAGGAAGACGUUGAGAAGUUCCCCUCUGGCUACCGUUACCUUGCCUGGGCUGAGAGCAAGUUCGGCACACCCCUAAGAUGA